GCGUAUCAGUCGUCCCCCCCAGGAACUUUUCGCUUCCGCCCGCCAGAGGCUUCAUCCACAGUACGCUGCGCUCAGUGUCAUCAUACCAUCUCCUUCUUGCACAUGGCUUAUGCGCUUCCCAGCCGAUGUUCACGCGGUCUAUUUGGGUCAAACGCCUUUGCACUGGGUGACACAUGCGGCUUUCCUGGUCUCGAUCAACGCCUUGUAAUAAACGGCCUUCUCCCGGUGAUUUGCCGCCGUUGCACGCGAUGCAUACAUAUAUCGUAUGAUAUCUUCGAGCCUCAUCAAAGGGCAUCCUCUUUGCCCGCUGCUGCUUGAUCAAGCUGAGCGCGACAAUGCUCGCUGUGGGCGUUUUGGUGCUCAUGGCUCUCCCGCUCGCGCUGGGGAAGCCGACGGCGGGAUCUAUGCACGUUUUGGGGCGGCGGGACAGCCCUCCUGCUGGAUACACACUUGUGGGCGCAGCAUCGCCCGGUCUGAUGCUCGAUCUGCGAAUCGCGCUCGCGCAGAGCGAUCCUCUUGGUCUGGAGGAAGCUCUAUAUGAUGUCAGCACACCUUCGAGUGAGCAUUACGGGCAGUAUCUAAGCAAAGAGGAGGCUGCAAACUUCGUGGCACCGACCUCGGAGACGCUCGCGGCUGUGAACGCGUGGCUGGCGCAGAACGACGUCGACGCGAAAACGCUGACCCCAGCUGGCGACUGGCUCGGGAUAUCCGUGCCUGUCAGCAGGGCGAACGAGCUGCUUGAUGCUGAGUUUAAUGUCUACGCGGACGAGACGAGCGGGAAGCAGGCUGUCCGAACGCUGUCGUAUGCCGUGCCUCAAGAGCUGCAGGGGCAUGUCACCGUCGUGUACCCGACCACUACGUUUCCCUCGAGGAAUACGCGACGGCCUGUGAUCCAUUCCGAGUCGGUGUCGGCGGUCUCCGCACGGUCUCGCAGGGCAGAUACAUCAGACGUCGACCCAUCAUGCGCCAGCACGAUCACCCCGUCCUGCUUGCAAUCCAUUUACGGCAUUCCCUCCACUCCAGCCACACAACAGUCGAACCAGCUUGCAGUCGCUGGGUACGACGACCAAUGGGCGAACAGGGAUGAUCUCGAGACAUUCCUGAAGACGUACCGCCCGGACAUGUCAGACCUCACCACCUUCAAGCUGCAGACCCUUGACGGCGGAACGAACAACCAGACCGAAGCGGAUGCUGGCGUCGAAGCUAACCUCGAUAUACAAUACACGGUUGGUGUCGCGACCGACGUUCCGGUGGUUUUCAUCUCUGCGGGACUAGACAACCACGACGGCGCUCUGGAGGGCUUCCUCGACAUGACCGAGUUGCUGCUGAACGAGGACUCGCCGCCGCGAGUGUGGACGACGAGCUAUGGGCCGAAUGAGUACGACGUCCCAAUCGAGCUUGCAUACAAUCUGUGCUAUGCGUAUGCUCAGCUGGGCGCCAGGGGAGUUUCUAUCCUCUUCGCGUCUGGUGACGGCGGUGUGUCAGGUACCCAGUCGAGUACGUGCACAGACUUUGUGGUUCCCUUCCCGGAUGGCUGUCCAUUCAUGACCAACGUCGGCUCGACGACAGGCUACGCCCCCGAAAUCGCCGCAUGGUUCUCCGCAGGCGGGUUCUCCAACUACUGGACGCGCCCCUUGUACCAAGAAGCAGCCGUCUCCUCCUAUCUCGCCUACCUCGGCGACACGUACGUGGGGCUGUACAACGCGUCUGGGCGCGCGUUCCCCGACGUCGCGACGCAGGGCGUCAACUUCUCUGUCGUGAUCGACCAGGAGUUUUAUAUGGUGGACGGGACGAGCUGCUCGAGCCCGACGUUCGCGUCUGUGAUCGCGCUGCUGAAUGACGAGCUGGCUGCGGAGGGGAACCCGCCUCUGGGGUUUUUGAACCCGUGGUUGUAUGGGUUUGCGGAGUGGGCGUUCAAUGAUAUCACGAUUGGGAAUAACCCCGGGUGCGGUACGCCUGGGUUCAACGCUACUAUCGGAUGGGACCCGGUCACCGGAUGGGGGUCGCCGAAUUACACCAAGAUGAGGCUUGCAGCAGGGCUCGCUAGCUGAUCGCUGUGGCGGUUCUGUGGCUAAUUCGAUUCUGGGAAACGCAGCGUUGAUCUGGG
Laetiporus sulphureus 93-53 is the source of this 2107-nucleotide messenger RNA. RefSeq names its product subtilisin-like protein. The transcript has 8 exons. NCBI's taxonomy places the organism in Eukaryota, Fungi, Basidiomycota, Agaricomycetes, Polyporales, Laetiporaceae. The record is from RefSeq and is a predicted model, not a curated record. Gene Ontology annotation, biological process: proteolysis. The coding region runs from base 336 to 2051 and encodes 571 amino acids. Gene Ontology annotation, molecular function: tripeptidyl-peptidase activity; serine-type endopeptidase activity.